Molecule: messenger RNA, 2061 nt
Organism: Neoarius graeffei (lesser salmon catfish)
Lineage: Eukaryota; Metazoa; Chordata; Actinopteri; Siluriformes; Ariidae
Gene: arglu1a
Product: arginine and glutamate rich 1a
Exons: 4
Coding region: 238-1041 (267 amino acids)
Cellular component (GO): mitochondrion; nucleoplasm
Molecular function (GO): cadherin binding
Source: RefSeq, a predicted model, not a curated record
UGUUCUGGGAAAGUCACACACAUACAGCACGGUCGCCAUAUUUGCUUGAAUUUACUAAGUUACAUUGGAGGGAAAAAUAACAACAUUACGCCGUUUUGUUUGUAAAUAUCACGCUUGGUUUUUUUUUUAAUUAUUCGUAAAAAUAAGCCUUGCAGGAAAGAAGAGGCUGCAGGGGUUUAUUUUGUCUUUGUCGCUGCAGUUUAUCGACGGUUUAGUUGUAGUUUAGCGAGCGCAGGAAUGGGGCGCUCGAGGAGCCGCAGCUCGUCCCGGUCAAAGCACUCGAAAGGCGGCAGCAAGCACAGCAAAAAGCGCAGCAGCCGCUCCAGGUCUCGGUCUCGAGACUGCGAGAGGAGCAAGAAACGCUCCCGGUCCCGGGAAGCGAAGAGGAACCGGCGGCGAGAGUCCCGCUCCAGGUCCAGGUCGAACAGGGAGCGGGCCAGGGGAACGUCGCCGGUGGAUAGAGUGGACAUGUUCGGCCGCACGCUGAGUAAACGCACCGCUGCCGAGGAGAAACAGAGGAAGGAGGAGGAGGAGAAGAAAGCUGAGAUGGAGAGACAGAGAAAGAUCCGUCAGCAGGAAAUCGAGGAGCGUCUGAUUGAGGAAGAGACGGCGCGAAGAGUGGAGGAGCUGGUGGCACGGCGCGUGGAAGAGGAACUGGAGAAGCGGCGUGACGAGAUCGAACGCGAGGUGCUGCGGCGUGUCGAGGAGGCCAAACGCAUCAUGGAGGCACAGCUUCUUCAGGAGCUCGAGAGACAGAGGCAGGCCGAGUUGAGCGCACAGAAAGCCCGCGAGGAGGAAGAAAAAUCCAAACGGGAGGAACUGGAAAAAAUUUUGGAAGAGAACAACAGAAAGAUUGCUGAAGCUCAGGCUAAGCUGGCUGAGGAUCAGCUGCGCAUAGUGGAGGAGCAGCGAAAGAUCCAUGAGGAGCGAAUGAAGCUGGAGCAGGAGAGGCAGAGACAGCAGAAGGAAGAGCAGAAGAUCAUCCUGGGGAAGGGCAAGUCCCGACCUCGUCUCUCUUUCACGCUGAAAGCCACAGACUGAUCGUGCACUCCAACCCUCCUUUUGGUUCCUUCUCUCUCUCUUCUCUCUUUUUUUUUCCCCUCUUCUUCUUUCUGGAAGAUAACUUCAUGUUGAAGCGAAUCUCUACACUUUUUUUCAAAGAGAGGUUAUUCCUGCCCUCUGUGUCUCUCUCUCCUCUGGAUUCGAACAAUCUUCAAACCCCUAGUUGGGGAAGCAUUUCGCAAAUUCUCUCUGACUCAAGGCUGGACUUCGCUGCCACCUCUACAGACUCUGUUUUAGCAGCUUUUAUGUUUUGCCAGUGAUGUGUAUAGGAUGCUUCCUUUUUCCUCAUGUGGGAAUAUUCAUUUUGUUUUUACUGGAUUGCAAAUUGUGUGCGUGUGUGUGUGUGUGUGUGUGUGCGUGCGCGCGCACGUGUGUGUGUGUGGUCCCUUGAUUUUGAAGAUUCAAGCACAGGCUCCUGUCUCCAGCUUGAAGCCAUCCACUUGUAUAAUGAGGGUAAAAAUGGUGUGAGGGUGAUUUCAACUGUAACAUGGCAGAUGUAUAUGUAAUGUAAGGUGAUUUUUUUUUUUUUUUUUUUUAAUUUUUAUUUAUUUUUUUUUUUGUGAACACCAUAAACCAUGGCGAGAUUCUGAAUGACUGUUAAUUGCAAUGUGUCAUGUUUGUUUUGACUUAAAAAAAAAAAAAAAAUGUGCAUUUGCUAAUGUAUGAAUCUGACAAAACCGUAGAGGAGCUGUGCACCGACUGUGCUGAUUCUUAUUCGUUUAACAGUUCAUGUAUGGGUUACACAAAUGUCUACUUUCUGUUCGUACAAGGAAAUCGGGAGAUGCAGGUAAGAUCGGUUAGGGUGUGUGUGUGUGUGUGUGCGCGCGCAUGUGUAUGUGUGUGUGUCUGUAUGUUAGGAGCUAGCUUAUCAUAUUGUGGACAAUUUUCCCUGUCUUAUUCAUUAAUAAAUUCUGCAAAUAGGCCACCUUGUCAGAUUCACCUGUCGUCUUCUCUUUCUGUUUGGACGUUUUAAAUAAAAACACAAAAGGUUGGAAUUAA